Molecule: messenger RNA, 869 nt
Organism: Sinocyclocheilus grahami
Lineage: Eukaryota; Metazoa; Chordata; Actinopteri; Cypriniformes; Cyprinidae
Product: protocadherin gamma-C4-like
Exons: 2
Coding region: 90-869 (259 amino acids)
Biological process (GO): homophilic cell-cell adhesion
Cellular component (GO): plasma membrane
Molecular function (GO): calcium ion binding
Source: RefSeq, a predicted model, not a curated record
GGAGUCCACUCGUGGAUUUAGCAGAAAACGUUUUACAGUCAUGCGGAAGAAUUUCGGUGAUUUAACAUACACUGCAAUGGUCUGGUAAAAUGUCUUUAACAGAGGGACAUAUUUUGAACGUGUGGAUAUUUUUUAGUGUCUUUCUUCGCUUUGGGAUUUUUACAGAUGGGCAGAUUGUGUAUUCCAUAACGGAGGAGGUAAACCCAGGCACGGCAGUUGGAAAUUUAGCUAAGGAUUUUAACUUGAAUUUACAGGACAUUGAAAGACGUGGAUUUCAAAUCGUGUCGGAGACCAACCGAAGGUAUUUCGAUUUAAAUGUGAAGACUGGUAUUCUGCUAGUUAAGGACAGAAUAGACCGAGAUGAGAUAUGUGAACAGAAUGUGAAGUGUUCUUUACCUCUAGAAGCAAUUGUUAACUCGCCUUUAAAUAUAUACAGAUUUGAGGUAAAUGUACUUGAUAUUAAUGAUAACUCACCAAUAUUUCCUACGGCAAAGACAACCCUAAAUAUUUCAGAAUUAGCUUUUCCAGGGGAGCAGUUCGCUCUGCCGAGCCCGUUUGACGCAGAUGUGGGCAGUAAUUCGGUAAAGAGCUACAAACUGAGUCCGAAUGAACACUUUUCUCUCGAUGUUCAGAGCGGAGGAGAGCCGAGUGUGUCUGCUGAAUUGGUGCUACAAAAAGCUUUAGAUCGAGAGAAACAGCCGGUGAUAGAGCUCACACUAACCGCUGUAGACGGAGGAAAACCUCCAAGAUCAGGAACAAUGCAGAUAAUUGUAAAUGUAGAAGACAUCAACGAUAAUAUUCCUGUUUUCAGUUCUUCUGGACAUCUGUCAAUUUUAUCCGCGCGAUGUCAGUAUCUGCCUGUUGUUUGA